AUGAAACAUUCAAACACCCAAAAAAAGAAAAGUCACUCACAACAACCAUCACGAUCAUCGUCCCUAACCUCUCAGAGCUGUACCACUAUUUCUUCUAAUACCAGUACUGCCACAGAAAAGUCUACUACCUCAAGAACAGCAGAUCCAGACGAUUCCUCAUUCGUCGUCGCUCCUCUCUCUUCAAACCACAACAUCAACAACAACGAUCCAACAUCCACGUGGAUGAUCAACAGCCCAAGCACAGCCAGUUCAUCCCACAAAUCGCAAGUAGUUGUUGAACUUUCAGGCCAUAACCCUCAUCCACAACAUAGCUCUCAUAAUAAUCAUAACAAUAAUCAUCAUCAUAAUAGUUCUUCUCAUCAUCAUUCAGCACAAGGUUCAUCAUCAAGGCUUAAUUCCACCUCCAACAACAACCGAAAAAAAUCAAAAAAUUCUCAGAGUCGUCUUGUUGUUCCUUCAGCAGCACAGACGAAUAAUCCUUCUUCAUCGGAACAAGAGAAACAACAGGAACGACCAGUGCAACAACGAAGAAAUUCUAAAACAACAAAACUUGGAGGGGGUGGCUAUCAACAACAACAACAACAUCAUUCUUCUGCAUUAAAUUCAAGCCAUAAACAAUUAUUGCGGAGAGUUCAAACAAGGAUUACAACUGAGGAUUAUUCUCAAGAUAUCAAGUACAGAGAUUUAGAAACGAAUGAACACUAUGAUUUGAAAUUAAAUAUGAAAAGGACAGUGAUUAAUAAUAUGUUGGAGAUUUCCACUGAGAUGAAUCGGAGAGCUCAAUACCUGAUGAAAUAUAUCGGAUUUGAAAUUGACAAGACGUGUUUUUAUGACACGGAAGUUAAAAAAGGUUAUGUCUUGCAUGAACAUAUCGCUGAAGUGAAACAUGAACUGUCUCAGAGUCAAGGAAAACGUGUACCAAAGGAAAUGUUUGUACAUUACCCAAAUGACCCUAGUAGGUCAGUAUCCAUGUGUGACACAGACGGAAUGUCAAAGUUGCUGGAUCACAUUUUACAUUCCUAUAUAUCCAAUUACAUGGUAUGCCCAAAGUGCAAAUCUGUUAAAACUACAAAUCCAAUCGUUGUUGAUAAUGAUCAACAACAAAACAUCUUAAACGAAUUUAAGGAGAAUUAUAACGAAGAACUAACAGAGACUCAAGAACGUCAACUUAUUGAACGAUUGGAUGAUUUUACAUUUUUCACAAUUCAGUGUAGAGAUUGUGGACACAUUGAAAAGAUUGAAAAUGCAAACACCUCUGAUCAAUUUAUUAAGCAAAUAUUUCAGUCGAGACAGAGAAAUAUGACCAAAUCUCUCAAGCAACAUCACUCCAAUGAAAACAUUUCACACCAAUCGGAGCAAGUAGAACUCGGAACGAACACCGAUUAUUACCCACCAAUGUAUGGCUAUCCACCAGAUCAACGUCCUCAUUAUUAUUACAUUCCGCCUUAUUAUCCCACUUCAAAUGUGCUUCCACAAACGACAACAGCAGAUGUGUAUCAUCAUCAAGGAAGUGGAGGAUACUAUCCACAAUUUUAUCCCAAUUAUUACCCUUAUCCUUAUUAUGUACAACCUGUAUAUGCUAUUGCUCAACAUGCUCCAUCAUAUAUUAACAGUAACAUGAGCUCUGUCAAUGGUGCAAGUUCUUCCUCUAGUCAUCAACCAAACACUUCAAGUUUUGGUGGAGGAUCAUCGUCGUUUAAUAGCUCAGGAUCGUCCUCUGGAACUAUAGAAUUUAACCCAAGUUACAAAGCUGCUGGAAUAAUUCCCUAUUCCAUACAUGAUGGAAAAGUAUACUUUUUAUUGGGAAAGGAAAAUAGAGGAGGUAAAGGCGACAUUACAGUUUCUAAUGUGUCACCACCAACAACAGAGAAAGAAAGUCCAUACAACGUUGCCAAGAAACUUCUUACAUGGUCUGAAUUCGGUGGAAAACGUGAGAAAUUCGAUCCUAGUCCUUUGCACACGGCUUCAAGAGAGUUUCUUGAAGAAACAAGAGGAUUAUUUGGAGAUGUUCUUGAAAAACUUGCUUCAUUUCAAGGAAAAUACUUUGCCAAUGGAAAGUAUUACGUGUACAUGAUCGAGUUACCAUUUAUUGAUCUUGAAGAAGACUUUGCAAACUCGACACUUGUAGACAAUGAUCAUUCCAGAACCGAAAAAGCAAGACUCUCAUGGAUUGAUGCAGACAAUUUGAUACACAGACUUUAUGUUCACUCAUCAAAGUAUUAUCAUGAAAAUGGUCUUCUUAAAGUUUCAGUGAAUGGCUCGGACCAUGAUGAAUUCUUGCAUCCGUUUGCCUUGGCUUUGUUUCGGUUUAUGAAAACAGAAGUAUUGGCUAUCAUGGAAAAAGCUAAAAUGCAAAGCAAGCAAUGA
This is a messenger RNA of Naegleria lovaniensis, 2367 nucleotides long. RefSeq lists its product as uncharacterized. Gene Ontology annotation, molecular function: translation initiation factor activity. Bases 1 to 2367 code for a protein of 788 amino acids. Lineage: Eukaryota; Heterolobosea; Eutetramitea; Acrasida; Naegleriidae. The record is from RefSeq and is a predicted model, not a curated record. Gene Ontology annotation, biological process: translational initiation. The transcript has 2 exons.